This is a messenger RNA of Recurvomyces mirabilis, 1614 nucleotides long. RefSeq lists its product as uncharacterized. Gene Ontology annotation, cellular component: membrane. Gene Ontology annotation, biological process: carbohydrate transport; transmembrane transport. The record is from RefSeq and is a predicted model, not a curated record. The transcript is spliced from 4 exons. The coding region runs from base 1 to 1614 and encodes 537 amino acids. Gene Ontology annotation, molecular function: carbohydrate:proton symporter activity. Lineage: Eukaryota; Fungi; Ascomycota; Dothideomycetes; Mycosphaerellales; Teratosphaeriaceae.
AUGGCUUCCAAGCUUGCAAAGGCUCCUCACCAGGAGGAGCGCGAGGAGGCGCUCGCUGCUGCUCCAGAGAUCCCCAAAGUCAUCUGGCACAAGUCCCCUAAUAUGCGCAAGCUGUAUUUCUACGCCAUGAUCCUGUGCAUCAACUCCGCCACCACUGGCUUCGACGGUUCCAUGUUGAACGCCAUGCAGUUCUUCCCCACCUGGAUCAAGUUCUUCAACGACCCCGAGGGCAGCAGACUCGGGCUACUCUCCGCCAUGUACUCCAUCGGUUCCAUCGCCUCUCUGCCAUUCGUCCCGAUUUUGUCUGAUCGAUUCGGCCGCAAGGCUCCUAUCAUCGCUGGCUGCAUUAUCAUGAUCUUGAUGGCUGCUGUUCAGGCUUCUUCCCAAAACCUUGCUCAGUUCGAAGCUGCUCGUUUCUUCAUGGGUUUCGGCAACUCGCUCGCCCAGCUUUCCUCGCCUCUCCUCCUUACCGAGAUCUGCCAUCCUCAGCACCGUGGCCGUGUCACCGCCGUCUACAACUGCCUGUGGAACGUUGGUGCCCUGAUCUGCUCCUGGGUCUCCUUCGGCACCCAGAACAUCAACAAUGACUGGGCAUGGAGGACACCAACCCUCCUCCAGGGUCUGCCAUCCGUCAUCUGCAUCACCUUCAUCUGGUUCGUGCCAGAGUCCCCACGUUGGCUCCUGUCGAAGGACAAGGGUGACAAGGCCAAGAAAAUGCUCGCCUACUACCACGCCGACAACAACAUGGACGACCCCACCGUGCAGUUCGAAUACGAGGAGAUCAGCGAGACCAUCCGCCUCGAGUUCAUGGCCAAGAAGAGCUCCUCCUACCUCGACUUCUUCCGCACCAAGGGCAACCGUUACCGUUUGUCGCUCAUCCUCACCGCUGGGCUCUUCUCUCAAUGGUCCGGAAACGCUCUCACCUCCUACUACGCCAACAAGGUCUACAAAUCUGCUGGUGUCACGAGCCCCCGCGCCGGUCUCGGUCUCGAUGGUGGAAACAAGGUCCUCUCCCUCAUCGUCUCCAUCACCUGCGCUCUUCUCUGUGACCGCAUCGGUCGUCGCCCACUCUUCUUGGCUGCCACCGGUGGUAUGCUUCUGAUGUUCAUGUGCGUCACCAUCUGCUCCGCCGAGUACGCUCGCAGUGGCAAGGCCGGUGUGGGAUACGCCAUCAUCCUCUUCGUCUGGCUCCACGGUGUGGCUUACGCUUUCGCCUGGUCCGGUCUCCUCGUCGCCUACACCGUCGAAGUCCUCCCAUUCAAGCUUCGUGCCAAGGGUCUGAUGAUCAUGAACGUUGCCGUCCAGGUCGCGCUCGUCAUCAACAACUACGUCAACCCUCUCCCAUGGGCUGGUGCGUGGAAGCACACCGAGUGGAAACUCUACUGCGUCUACACCGCCUGGAUCGCUUUCGAGCUUGUCGUGGUUUACUUCCUCUACGUGGAGACCAAGGGCCCAACUCUUGAGGAGAUCGCUCGUCUAUUCGAUGGUGACCGUGCUGAGGUCGGCGCUGUCCACACCAAGGCCGGUAUCUCCAACGAUCGCUACGACGGCUUCGACAAGGAGGAGAACUUUGGCGAGAAGAACGAGGUCAUCACUGAUCACCGCGCGCUUUAA